UCACUUCUACAGUGUUGACUAUAAUUUCUUUUAUCUAUAUUUGGGCUUUAAGCACGUAUAAAGAGCAAUGUCCAAACACCCUUUUUCUUUCUACGCUAAAACCGUAGUCUUUUCUGCUCAACUUGCUACUUGUACUAAUUCUAUUAGCUUGCCUGUAAAAAAAAAACAAAACUCAAAAGUAAACCGUCGGGUUUUACACAAAGCAAAGUCAAAACAAGAGAGAGAAAGAGGAAUACUGAUUAGGGUUUGAGAGAGUUAUGGCUACCACAAUAACUUUCUCUGCAACUCAUCACCACCUGCCGUCUGGUUGAAAGGGGAACAAGAGAGUAUACUUUGCUGCGUUUCAGUCAUCUUUUCCGGUGAGAUUCACAGGACAAGUAUACCCAGAAAAUUGAUACGUUUAUAACUAGCUUUAAGUACUGCGAAUCUUAGAGAUCGAUCUGAAGCCAUGUUUGAACCAAACAUGUUUGAGAGUCACCACUUGUUCGACAUGACUCCCAAGACCUCCGACAGUGAGUUAAUCGGAAAGAUCAGAGACGACGACUAUGAGACGAAAUCCGGCACCGAGACGGCAGAGGCUAACUCCGGCGACGAUCAAGACCCUAAUCAGCGCCCCAAGAAAAAGCGUUACCAUCGCCAUACUCAGCGUCAGAUCCAAGAAAUGGAAGCUUUCUUCAAGGAGUGUCCUCACCCAGAUGACAAGCAAAGGAAGGCGCUGAGCCGUGAGUUAGGGUUAGAACCUUUACAGGUCAAAUUUUGGUUCCAAAACAAGCGCACCCAAAUGAAGGCACAAAAUGAACGCCAUGAAAAUGCAAUCUUGAAAGCUGAGAAUGAGAAGCUCAGAGCCGAAAACAAUAGGUACAAGGAAGCCCUCAGCAAUGCCAGUUGCCCCAAUUGUGGAGGCCCCGCCGCGCUUGGAGAAAUGUCUUUCGACGAGCAGCAUUUGAGGAUCGAAAAUGUGAGAUUGAAGGAAGAGAUUGAUAGAAUAUCUGGCAUAGCUGCCAAGUACGUAGGGAAGCCUAUGGAUUCAUUUUCUCAGUUUUCAUCCCACACCCGUUCUCUUGAUCUCGGUGUAAGCAGUUUUGGAGCACAAUCAGGCGGUGGCUUUGUUGGCGAAAUAAGUAUGGAUGAUCCAGGCAGACCUCCUGGUAUUGUUCUAAGCGCUGCUACUUCGUUUUGGAUCCCCGUCUCACCAAAGAGAGUCUUUGAAUUCCUUCGUAAUGAGAACUCGCGGAGCGAGUGGGAUAUCCUUUCAAAUGGAGGUCUAGUUCAAGAAAUGGCUCACAUAGCUAAUGGUCGUGAACCGGGCAAUUGUGUCUCUUUACUACGGGUCAAUAGUGCAAAUUCCAGCCAGAGCAACAUGUUGAUUCUUCAAGAGAGUUGCACAGAUUCUACAGGCUCAUAUGUAAUCUACGCGCCAGUAGAUAUCGCGGCCAUGAACAUUGUCCUGAGUGGAGGAGACCCCGAUUACGUUGCCUUGUUGCCAUCAGGGUUUGCCAUUCUGCCUGAUGGUCCUGCAGGGCUUAAUGCAACAGGUAUUAUGGAUGUUGGCUCUGGUGGUUCUCUACUCACAGUUGCAUUUCAGAUACUGGUUGAUUCAAUCCCAACCGCAAAACUCUCUCUCGGCUCUGUUGCAACGGUAAACAGUCUAAUCAAAUGCACAAUCGAGAGGAUCAAGACCGCGGUGAUUUGAGCGCUUGCUAGGCUUAAAUUAUGAGUGAGAAUGAACAAGUAGAGAAAUAAGAAAGAAAA
Carica papaya (papaya) is the source of this 1752-nucleotide messenger RNA. The record is from RefSeq and is a predicted model, not a curated record. NCBI's taxonomy places the organism in Eukaryota, Viridiplantae, Streptophyta, Magnoliopsida, Brassicales, Caricaceae.